This is a messenger RNA of Arctia plantaginis, 354 nucleotides long. The record is from the annotation of a GenBank genome assembly. NCBI's taxonomy places the organism in Eukaryota, Metazoa, Arthropoda, Insecta, Lepidoptera, Erebidae.
AUGUCUUCUCAGUUAUCGGCGGUCGAACUUCUCAAUUUAGGAGAUGAAAAUAGGGUAAAACCAGAGCUAAAUAAAUACUGGCCUGAAAUUUUAGGCGUUACAUUGGGUGUCGGGGUUGCAGCAUUUGUCAAUUUCCAAACAAGACGUCCUGUGUUCAGCGGCAUUCAAAAAUAUGUUCUUAGUGUUGCUGGUAUAACUGCUGUUCUAAAGUAUGUACAAAACACACGAGAUGAUUAUUUAGCUGAAAAGGAUGCAGUACUUAGACAUUACGUCCAAUUGCAUCCUGAGGAUUUUCGUGAACCUGAACGUAAGAAGAUAGCUGACAUCCUAGAACCAUGGAUUCCAGUCCGCUGA